Molecule: messenger RNA, 2202 nt
Organism: Musa acuminata AAA Group (dessert banana)
Lineage: Eukaryota; Viridiplantae; Streptophyta; Magnoliopsida; Zingiberales; Musaceae
Product: transcription termination factor MTERF15, mitochondrial-like
Exons: 5
Coding region: 610-1734 (374 amino acids)
Biological process (GO): regulation of DNA-templated transcription
Molecular function (GO): double-stranded DNA binding
Source: RefSeq, a predicted model, not a curated record
CUCAUCCAAAUCCCCUUUCUCUGUCCCCAUUCUCCGUCCGCGAUACAUCGUCGUCGCUUUCCUUCGACAAAUGCGGAGAGAAGACAAAGAUUUGGAAUUCGACCGCUGGCCAAUUCGAAGCCCCAUUUGUUCUGUACUAGAUGCCCUUAGUUCUGGAAGAUGAUGGGCUGAAGUAGGUGCAAUGGCAUUGAUAGCACGUCACACACAGGGUUCUUUUUCAACACAUUCACUGAGUUGUAGUGCGUCAAGUAGAAGGGCAAUUGUGAGGUCCUCGAUUGUUCAGUUGCUGUAUAAAACACUUGUUUGUGCCCCUGAAGCAUCAUUCUGAUUUUAGGUGUUGGGCGCGGAGCGAACCUCGAUCGAAGCUCGGGUCUAUCAUCAAUUUGAUGUUGGGAGACAAGGAGGUUAGGUAGAAGAUCCUACAAAACUAAAAAAGGGGCAUGCCCGACAAAAGCCUUUGAAGAACAUUUGCUUCAAAGGGUUCAAAUGGGGUGUUAAGUGACUUGCUCUUUAGGGUUUCGAGGGUUUUUUGCCUUUUAGGCGUAGUCGGAGAGGAAGCGAAUACGGUGUUGGUGACGGUUUGUGUCUUCGGACAAGAAGAGUAGACCGAUGAAGAGGUCACCGGCAUUCUCUCUCUUCUCCAAAACCCUCUGCUUCAUCUAUCGCCCUCGUCCCGCCGAUGCUCUACUUUCCUCCUCCUCCUCUUACUCCGUCGCCGCUACCGUAAGCGGAGCUCUUCAGCCCAGCUUCAUGGCCGAAUACCUCGUCACGUCAUGUGGCUUCUCCCCGGAGAAGGCGACCAAGGCCUCGAAUCUUCUCGGCGGCAUCACGUCCCGCCGGCAGCCCGACUCCGUCCUUGGCUUUCUCAAAAGCCACGGUUUCGACGACACCCAUGUGAAAGACCUGCUGUCUUGGAACCCCCGGUGUCUUCUCCUCGACGUGGAGACGACCCUAGCUGCCAAGUUCCGAUCUCUCCAGGAGUUGGGCUUCUCGCAGUCCGACAUCACCCACCUCGUCCUGGCCAAUCCCUUCGCAAUCAACUGUCGCGUCCCCACCAUGGUGCACAAGAUCCGGUUUUGGCAGGGACUCAUCGGAUCCAACGACCUCCUCAUAAAGCGUUUUAAGCGCCACCGGUGGCUUCUCGGGUAUAGCAUCGAGAAGAGGAUCCAGCCAAACAUCGAGUUGCUACGGAGCUGUGGAUUCAAGGCUCAAAAGCUUAGAACGAUCCUGAGGUACCAGCCCACGUUGGUAACCCAGAGGGCGGAAACCUUGAGGGCCUUGAUCAGUCGUGUCGAUGGAUUCGGAGUUGCCCGCAACUCGGGGAGGUUCCACUGGACUCUGUUGAUGCUCUCCACUCUUAGCGUGGAGAGAUGCAAUGCGCAAAAGAAGCUAUUCGAGGUCUUCGGGUGGUCAGAGGCCGACUUCCUCGACGCAAUCAGAAAGACUCCUUGUUUCUUGACAGGUUCCCUGAAGAAUCUGAAGAUGAAAAUGGAAUUCUUGGUGAAUGAGGCUGGAUAUGCUCCGUCUUAUAUCGCCCUCCGGCCUGUGGUCUUGACACUUAGUUUAGAGAAAAGGUUGAUCCCAAGAUAUCAGCUCAUGGCAGCCCUGAAGUCCAGGGGGCUGUACGCUGGUCAUCCCAAAUCGCUCACAUAUAUGCUGUGUCCAGAGAAGAAGUUCUUGGAAAGGUUUGUGGCUUGUUUUCGUGCGCCCUCUUCCCCUUACAUGCAAGCAUGAACGAUUGUUGUUGUCCGCUGUCCAUUGCUCUGUCAUUGAUUUCAGGUAUGCUUCCGCCUCCUCUUUCUUCUCAUAUUCUGCUUCACCCUCUUCCUUCUUUUUUCUUUCUCGACGGUCUCAUCUUCUUUCUUCCUCUUUCUCCUCCCUACUCUUAAUACAUGGCUUUCUCUUCUUCUUCGUCCGCCUUCUACUUUCUUCAUCCACUUUCAUUUGUUUCUUCCUUUUGAGGCUUCGGUACAUACCCGUACAUAAUGUGUCGGUAUAUAUUGGUAUCUCGAUGUAUGGAUUGGUACGUAUCGGUCUGGGCAGAGACCGAUAAGUUACAUCUGCAAGCUUCAGAUGUCGAAGUGCUCGACAACUCGAAGAGUUUUCACUUGCUGCUCAGUUUCUGCUACAAAGCUCUUCUAUCGUUAGCGGUGGAAGGUAAGUUUGUGUAUGUUAACACUACCCUGUAUACCACUGAAAAGC